AUGAGAGCAUCAAAUGAUCCAAAAACAAAACCAUAAUAAGAAGAAGAAUUUAAAUAGCAAGUUCUACAAGAAGAUAAGAAUUCACAGAAAAAUUCAUCUUCAAGGACUAGACUUAGCAGAAAAAAUGAUAAUGAUAGGUAGAUAGAAUAAGAGGAAACUAAACGGUCUACAUCUUAAAUAGAUAAAUCUGCUUAACAUAAUUGGAAAACAGAUAAUAGUGAAAACACUGUCUAUUUCUUCGGGGAGAAGAAUGCUAAUGGAUAUUUGUCAAAUUUCUAUCCCUCUCCUAUAGUGGCAGAUGGGAAAUUUUAUCCAACAAAUGAGCAUUAUUUCCAAGCUAAUAAGAUGGAAAGGGAAGAAGAUCAUGAGACUGUAAGAAAAGCAUCUACACCUUAUCAAUCAAAAAAGCUUGGAGGAAAGCUGAAAAUUAAAGAAAUCUGCGAAAGAUAUCCUAUUAUGAUCCAGGGAUUAAUAUAUAAAUACAGUUAAAAUCCUGAGUUGAUGGAAAGGCUUCUUGCAACUGGAGAUAAAAUCCUAGUUGAAAACUCUCCUUAUGAUGAUAAGUGGGGCUGCGGAAGAAGCGGCACUGGAUAAAACUUACUGGGGAAAGCCCUAAUGGAAGUAAGGGAUCAUUUUAGACUAGAUUCUAAACUAGGUGUAGCUAUUUAAAGCCCUUCUAAAAGUAAAGAGUGA
Messenger RNA from Stylonychia lemnae, 693 nucleotides. NCBI's taxonomy places the organism in Eukaryota, Ciliophora, Spirotrichea, Sporadotrichida, Oxytrichidae. The record is from the annotation of a GenBank genome assembly.